Molecule: messenger RNA, 703 nt
Organism: Cariama cristata (Red-legged seriema)
Lineage: Eukaryota; Metazoa; Chordata; Aves; Cariamiformes; Cariamidae
Gene: DUSP3
Product: dual specificity phosphatase 3
Exons: 3
Biological process (GO): negative regulation of MAPK cascade; protein dephosphorylation
Cellular component (GO): cytoplasm
Molecular function (GO): MAP kinase phosphatase activity; protein tyrosine/serine/threonine phosphatase activity
Source: RefSeq, a predicted model, not a curated record
AGCUGCAUUUGGUAAAAAGGUUCAUAGCCAAGAACAUUAUGAGGCUGCAGCGUCUGGGGAUAACCCAUGUUCUGAAUGCAGCAGAGGGGAAGUCAUUCAUGCAUGUCAACACUAAUGCAGAGUUCUAUGAAGGCACAGGCAUCAGAUACCAUGGCAUUAAAGCUAACGAUACACAAGAAUUUAACCUCAGUCGCUAUUUUGAGGAGGCAGCUGAUUUUAUUGAGAAAGCACUUUCCCAAAAGGAUGGACAAGUGUUUGUGCAUUGCCGUGAGGGCUACAGCCGUUCUCCUACACUCGUGAUCGCCUACCUCAUGCUUCGCCAGAAUAUGGAUGUCAAGUCUGCGUUGAGCACUGUCCGGCAGAAGCGAGAGAUUGGCCCCAAUGAUGGCUUUCUAAGGCAGCUUUGCCAGCUCAAUGAGCAAUUAGUGAAGGAGGGCAAACUGAAGCCCUAGAGCAGAGCACUGCAGUAUUUUUUUGAAGUUUCUCAAACCAUCAGAGAAUGUCUUAGGUGCUUUAGAUUCCCAACCACCAAGCUAAAUCACAUAAUGUGAGGGAGACAGAAUUCCUGCUCUUGUCUAGUGGAAGUAUCUUUCUUGGACUCUGAGUCUGUCUUUCAAGAUGGCACAGAAGUGUGUCACUGUUCAGAGCUGUUGCAAUAAAGAGGUGUUUUUAGAGGGGUAACUGCAGUGGUGACAGCUGCCUU